AUGAGAGUUGAAACAACGCUUUUUUUUAAUUAUGGAGCAGCACUUGCUAAAUCUUUGUUGUAUUAUGAAGCUCAACGCUCUGGAAAACUGCCUCCUAACCAGAGAGUGCAAUGGAGUGGAGAUUCUGGGCUUAAAGAUGGCAGCGAUGCUCAAAUCGAUCUAGUAGGAGGAUACUAUGAUGCAGGAGAUAAUGUAAAGUUUGGAUUUCCAAUGGCAUUUACUGUGACAAUGCUUGCAUGGAGCACUGUCGAAUUCCAAUCCCAGCUAGAGGCCAAAAAUGAACUCUCAAAUGCCCUGGACGCCAUCAAAUGGGGCACAGAUUACUUCAUCAAAGCCCACCCUCAGCCAGACGUCCUUUAUGGUGAAGUAGGUGAUGGUGAUUCCGAUCAUUCUUGUUGGGAGAGACCGGAGGAAAUGACCACUCCGAGGACUACUUUUAAGAUUGAUGAUCAACACCCUGGUGCUGAUCUUGCAGCUGAGACUGCUGCCGCCUUGGCUGCUGCAUCUAUUGCUUUCAAACCUUCUAACCCUACAUAUGCAACUGAAUUAAUAAAUCAUGCAAAACAGCUCUUUGGGUUUGCUCAAUACCCUGGUCAAUACCAAAACAGCAUCCCUGUGGCUGGAAAAUUCUACUCCAGCAGUGGAUAUGAGGUAAUUACAAAUAUAUUGAUGAACAAGUGA
Molecule: messenger RNA, 681 nt
Organism: Populus trichocarpa (black cottonwood)
Lineage: Eukaryota; Viridiplantae; Streptophyta; Magnoliopsida; Malpighiales; Salicaceae
Product: endoglucanase 13-like
Biological process (GO): carbohydrate metabolic process
Molecular function (GO): hydrolase activity, hydrolyzing O-glycosyl compounds
Source: RefSeq, a predicted model, not a curated record